Melampsora larici-populina 98AG31 is the source of this 693-nucleotide messenger RNA. RefSeq lists its product as uncharacterized. NCBI's taxonomy places the organism in Eukaryota, Fungi, Basidiomycota, Pucciniomycetes, Pucciniales, Melampsoraceae. The transcript has 3 exons. The record is from RefSeq and is a predicted model, not a curated record. Bases 1 to 693 code for a protein of 230 amino acids.
AUGCCUCCACUAACAGCCAAAAUCUCAGCAAUCGUUACUGCAACGAGCGAGGCCAUGCUCUUGCGCCUGCGUUUACCCGAUGGCGGAUCAGCUUGGCACAAGACCAAAACAGAGUUGAUAUUGAAAGAUCCCAAUGGCCAGCCCCAAGUGUUUCCUCUGAAAGCGUAUGGCUUGCUCAUGGCCGAUGACGUACUCAAACGGGAUCACACUUACCAUAUACAUGGCCCCCUUGGCGUGGACCCAGUUGAUGGCGCGUUCAUCAAGCACAGCUCUAUGACCCAAAGUUUGGUGGCAACCGUACCACCUCAACAUGCCGACUUAGCUGGGAAAGCUUGGAUAUGUUCAACUGGGAAAGUUCUCCGGGUUGCCUUUGAGAAUGUUGAAGAUGGUGAAUGGCACCUGACUGUUCAAGCAGAACAUGAGAUCUUUGACCCCGAAGAGAGAGCGGCUUUACGCUUCGUGAUUACUUAUCGAUUCGGCCAUUUUUCUCCCGAGUUAUCUGAGAUGGAGAACAUCGAAGUGAACACGUUGAUGACUUUCGAGGGCCUUGUCGUCUCCUUAGACCACGAAUCUAAACAACUAGUUGUUCAAGUGUGUUGUUUUGCAGCUUGGGUCUCUCAAGGGUUAUUUCUUACUUUACCUGUUUUCAAUUAUGCCCAGGUUCUUAGCCAUGGUCUUGUAGUGGUGACUUGA